AUGCUACGUUAUUCAUAUUGGGUUCAGCAAAGCUGCUUUCGAAAUGCGUCAGACAGCUCGUCAACGAAUUGUAUCUCAAGAUAUGCUUAUUUCUCGGAUGGCCGAAGGCGCGUCGAUUAUGUGCUGGCGUAUGAAAUGCAAGAUGAGGAAGAGAGCGACAGUGACAGUGGUUCGAGCGAUGACCCCGUGGCCAGAUUUAUUCUUUCCAGCAGUGGUCCAAAAAAAGCGAAGCGGAGACGGUUGUAUGAGCAGAAUUUGCUGCGUAAAGGGCUGGAAUUAGAAUUUGUUCGGGGCGAGCUUUGCAGCAAUAUUGGCUUCGUGCUGGUUCAUAUCCCUUUCGACUUGCUCUGUAGGCAUGCCGAGAAGCUGGGUAUUGAGAUGCGUGUUCGCUUGGAUUUGAGACCGGAACGAAAAGUGAAUGAGGGAUGGAUUGAUGAAAAGAUACAACGCUGCGGUUGGCUGCAUUUCGAUGAAAAAACCAGCAAAUUGUUAAAAGAACCAAGAAAUCAAUAUCAUCCUUUCACGUAUGAUGAAAUGGAGUGCUACGACGGUUAUGACGAUCCAGAUAAUUUUUUUUCAAGUGCAGAUCGGAUAUAUGUGGUGCAUGAUAUUUUGUGCAGGACUCGAUUUGGGCAAGACGAUCGAGUAGGCAUUGAUAGUAUGUUGCAACAGAAUAUUUACUGCGCUGCAUAUCCCCUUCAUGAGGUUACCUUUUGCUGCCCUCAGUUUUCCAUACUUUUCUACCUUCAGCUUUUUUUACCUUUUUGCCCUCGGCUUUUUUGGUCAGCAGCUUUUGGAACCACCAAAAAUCAAUAA
Molecule: messenger RNA, 816 nt
Organism: Gongylonema pulchrum
Lineage: Eukaryota; Metazoa; Nematoda; Chromadorea; Rhabditida; Gongylonematidae
Source: the annotation of a GenBank genome assembly